AUAAAUAACAAGAGUUUCAAUUUUGGUGUCGAAGAAAAUGGUGUACUAUUUAUGAAUUUAUACCUGCUAUGCUCAACUUGUUGGGUAGUUAAGUUUCUAUUGGUACUAGAGUCAGUGCAGAUAUUGACAAUUCAGAAGAAUGGAUUCUGAGCUUGUACUACAUACCGGCGGAUGUCACUGUAAAAGAGUAAGAUGGCAAGUCUAUGCACCAUCUAGCGUUGUGGCCUGGGAUUGUAACUGCUCUGACUGUUCCAUGAGACGAAACACACACUUCAUAGUUCCCUCGGAGAGGUUUGAACUUCUCGGAGACUCCAAGGAGUUCAUUACAACGUAUACAUUUGGGACUCACACUGCUAAGCACACCUUCUGCAAAGUUUGUGGCAUAACUUCUUUCUACAUUCCACGAUCGAAUCCAGAUGGUAUAGCCGUUACAUUAAGGUGUGUUGAUCCUGGUACGCUAACUCAUGUUGAGAUCAAAUGUUUUGAUGGACAAAAUUGGGAAGGCUCAUACAAGCAAACUGGAAUCGCAUCUUGCUCAAAGGCAACAGAUGAAGAUUCAAAGUGAUAUCAACUUUUGGUUUCAAAGUCCAUGAUGUCAACUUCUUGGAGCUUGCUGUUGCAGGACCUUUAGUGUCUUGAUGAGAUCAUGCACACAAUUUAUAUAAGAUCAUUCUCUACCUGUUUUUUCACAAUUUUAAAUGGCUAUAACUUGAAUUCAUCCUUGAAAAUGAUGUUAAAUUAUGUGGAUGUUUAACCAAAUCUUGAUACAGCAGAGUGAUUCAUUUGUGUUGCACUUUGUGUAUGUUGUGAAUUCAAUUUUGAUAUUAGAAUAUCAAUUGAAGUAAUAUAUACCGACAAUGUAAUUUUUUUUUUCA
Nicotiana attenuata is the source of this 875-nucleotide messenger RNA. Its product is annotated as centromere protein V. The record is from RefSeq and is a predicted model, not a curated record. The coding region runs from base 140 to 565 and encodes 141 amino acids. Gene Ontology annotation, molecular function: carbon-sulfur lyase activity. The transcript has 2 exons. NCBI's taxonomy places the organism in Eukaryota, Viridiplantae, Streptophyta, Magnoliopsida, Solanales, Solanaceae.